This is a messenger RNA of Carassius auratus (goldfish), 2624 nucleotides long. Its product is annotated as sodium-independent sulfate anion transporter-like. The transcript is spliced from 16 exons. Gene Ontology annotation, cellular component: membrane. The coding region runs from base 330 to 2069 and encodes 579 amino acids. Gene Ontology annotation, biological process: sulfate transmembrane transport. Gene Ontology annotation, molecular function: secondary active sulfate transmembrane transporter activity. The record is from RefSeq and is a predicted model, not a curated record. NCBI's taxonomy places the organism in Eukaryota, Metazoa, Chordata, Actinopteri, Cypriniformes, Cyprinidae.
UUCAACAACGUCACUCUGAUUGCACAAAUGUUUCAUUGUAUCUUUAUGUUUUGAUGUAAAUAAAAAGAUUACUGAAGCGAAAUGUCUGAACUCCGAUGAAACACGAGGCCCAAAGGCCUCUCUGAGGUUUGAUCUUGAACUUGAUUUCAUAUUGUGCCUCUUAUCAUUGAUCUCGACUUUCAGCUUGGUUUGUAAACACGGGUGUGCCACUCAGAUUCACAUUUGAACAAGCGAUUUCACAAUCAGCAGUGUUUGAAUCUCGUGAUCAUGUGGUCUUGAAGCACUACGGCUCUAUCUGAUGGUGUUUUGGUGGACCUGAAGGUCUUCUGAUGGAGCGGGUGACGGGUAUCCGCUGGUAUGCCGCCCUGCGCUCUGGUUUUCCCAUACUCACCUGGCUCCCCAGGUAUAACCUGACCUGGCUGAAGAUGGACCUGAUCGCCGGUCUGACGGUGGGUUUGACAGCGGUUCCCCAGGCUCUGGCCUACGCAGAAGUGGCUGGUUUACCUGUGCAGUACGGCUUGUAUUCUGCGUUUAUGGGUGGUUUCAUCUACUGUGUGUUUGGCACAUCUAAAGACAUCACGCUGGGCCCGACGGCCAUCAUGUCUCUGCUGUGUGCGGAGUAUAUCGGUGGAGAUCCUGUGUUUGCGGUGGUGCUCACACUGCUGUGCGGCAUCAUCCAGGCGGGAAUGGCUCUACUGAGGCUGGGUUUCCUCUUGGACUUCAUCUCACAUCCAGUGAUUAAAGGCUUCACGUGUGCGGCGGCCGUCACCAUCGGCUUCGGCCAGCUCAAGAAUAUUCUGGGUCUGAAGGAGAUCCCGCAGCAGUUCUUCUUACAGGUUUACUACACCUUCCACAAGAUCCCCGAGGCCCGCUGUGUUCUCAGAGUUGGAGAUGUGAUUCUGGGUCUGUGCUGUCUGUUCUUCCUGGUCACGUUGACGCUGAUGAAGAACUCUCUGGGUUCGUCUGAAGACGAGGCUCCUCUCCUCGUCCGAUCUGCCCGGAGGCUGUUGUGGAGUUUAGCUACUAUCCGGAACGCUCUGGUCGUCGUCGUAGCGACGGGUGUUGCGUAUUCCGCUGAGGUCACAGGUCACCAUUGCUUCAGUCUCACUGGAAAAACCGCCCAAGGUCUGCCUCCGUUCAAAGCCCCGCCCAUUUCAGAAACAGUAGCCAAUGGCACGGUGAUUACUUUCAGCGACAUUGUAAAGGACUUGGGCGGCGGUCUGGCUGUCAUUCCUUUAAUGGGCGUCUUAGAGAGCAUCGCUAUUGCAAAGGCUUUCAGCAGCAAGAAUAACUACCGGAUCGAUGCCAACCAAGAGCUCUUUGCCAUCGGUCUCACAAACAUCAUGGGCUCGUUCGUGUCGGCGUAUCCCGUCACGGGAAGCUUCGGAAGAACCGCUGUGAACUCUCAAACCGGAGUGUGUUCACCUGCUGGAGGGAUCGUCACAGGUGUUAUAGUGCUGCUGUCGCUGGCGUUCCUCAUGCCGCUCUUCUUCUACAUCCCUAAAGCGUCCCUGGCGGCCGUCAUCAUCUGCGCCGUCAGUCCCAUGAUAGACUUCAGAGUGCCAGUCCAGCUCUGGAGAGUCAAGAGACUCGAUCUGCUGCCGUUCUUGGUGACGUUUGGGGUCAGUUUCUGGGAGGUGCAGUAUGGCAUUGUGGGAGGUGUUGUUGUUUCUGGUUUCAUGCUGCUGUACGUCGUGGCCAGACCCAAAGUGAAAGUUUGUGUCUGUGUCCAGGUGUCGGAUCACGGCGUGCUGCUUCUGGAGCUGGACAGUGGGCUGAACUUCCCCGUGACGGAGCAUCUGAGCAGACUCGUGUACAAACACGCGCUUCAUGUGUCUCCUCCGCGCUGUCUGCUUCUGGACUGUGCUCACGUCAGCUCUAUAGACUUCACUGUCGUCCAUGAACUGACUGAACUGCUCAAACAGUUUGAGCUGAGGGGUGUAUCGAUGAUCUUCACUGGACUCAAGCCGUCAGUACUGAAGGUGUUGUUGUCGGCUGAUCUUCCUGGUUUCAGACAUACAGACAGAGUAGACCAGGCUCUGCAGCUUCUGACCAGUAUUAAUCACUAACAGCCAAUCACAAACAAGAACAGAUUGUGUGGCUUUCAGCCAAUCAGCAUCCGGAAACUUUUAAAUCCUCUAAUGAUUGGUCACUUGAAAAGUUGUGCACACCUUCGACCAAUUAGCACUCAGGAAGAGAGACUCUGAUAAAAACUGAUGGAGAGCAAAGUUACAUGAUGUAUGUGUACAUGACGACCAAAUAAUGCUUUUGACUGUGUUUUUUGUAUUCUGUUUUAAACUCUGAAUCUCAGGUGAGAUGAUGUCUUUUUAUGAACAUGCACUUCUUCUUGACACUAGAAAGAGUCAAAUCUUUAGUUUUUUAGGGUUAAAAAGCACUACCAAUCUGACAGGUCUCACAAAGCCUAAAAUAUAUUGCAUUACUCAUCAUAAUUUCUCUGUAGUUUACAGUAGUACUUUUAUAUGUGUAGUGUGUUUACAUUAUUAUUAUUAUCUUUUUUUUGAUGAAACUAAAUCUCCAUUAAGACACAGAUGUCUGCACUCUUUUGGACCGUCAAAGACGAAACUGAAAUGUCUCUUUUGGUAUUAAACUGAUAUGAUUUACAA